Penicillium daleae is the source of this 444-nucleotide messenger RNA. RefSeq lists its product as uncharacterized. The coding region runs from base 1 to 444 and encodes 147 amino acids. The transcript is spliced from 2 exons. Lineage: Eukaryota; Fungi; Ascomycota; Eurotiomycetes; Eurotiales; Aspergillaceae. The record is from RefSeq and is a predicted model, not a curated record.
AUGGCGAACGAGGAGACUAUCAUCAUCAAUGGUGUCAAAGUGACCAAGCUCCGGGACCCUGAUUCCGACUACUGCUCAGGUUACUUUGAUCAGUUACAGGGAAGGUACGGCCCGACCGGAUACCUCGAUAUACACGAGAGGUGGAACGAAUGGACGUUUCUUCGUUAUGAUGGAACGAAUCGUGAUGACCGCGAGCAAUUUGUUUCCCGGUUCAAGGAAGCCAAAGUGAAAGUUGACCAAGCACUUGUCAGCCCCAUUGAAACUCGAUUCGAGCUCAUUCAGUUUCUCAGCGCAAUUCCAGGGCGCCCGGAAUGCGAGGACCUGCUUACAUGUCCUCCAUGGUCUCCAUUGAAAUUGCAUCAGAUGAAAGACGACAAGGAUAUGGAAGCUGUCUACAAGCGAUUCAUUCAUUAUGAACGUCCUAGGUACACAUUUGACGGCUGA